AACUAUCUGCACGUCAUAAAACCAGGGCUGCGGUGUCAGCGAUCAGCCAGCACGAGACYAGCAGCAGCCACAGACGCACUGGGCUCCUAGAACGUCACCACAGCCCUUUCCAGUGUGCUUCAGCUCCACACCCACUCACAUGGGCAGCCCAUUCAGAACAAUGGGCAUCCUCCAUGUGACCUUCCAGUCUCUCCAGAAGCCCAUUGUGAAGAUCUUCAAGGGAAGCUACAAGAAGUGAGAGAAAAGUGACCAGAGGAAGCAGACAGUGUGAAGCAGAAGCCUGCAAGAGGGCACUGAGAACAGUAUACACUCUUGGGAGAGGAGCAGACUCAGGUUUGCCAACCAGUCUGAGAGAAGAGCAAGGCAUCCCCACAGCAGGCUUUACCAUGGAUGCAAGAAAUCAUGCAGGCACCAGGAGGGGUCUGCUGCAACUGAGGUGUACCGAGCACCUUCUCUACGUGCUGACUUUGCUGUUGAAUAUUGGGACCUUGGCCUUGAUGUUCUACGCACUGCUGUGGGAAGUCGGAAACCUGAUAGACCUCCCUGACACGCGCAUAGGCUUUUACAACUUCUGCCUGUGGAAUGAUACAGCUGGGGAGCUGCAGUGCCUGAAGAAYGAGCAGCUACAGGCCAUGGGCAUCAGUCUAGCAGCAAUGGCACUUGCCAGGRUUUUUGUGUAUACCUCCCUGGUCCUCAGCAUGUUCCACCCCAUUUGUGUUUUAAAUGCAAAGUGCAAAGGGGAGGGAAAGGGAUGGAAGAUGAUCUUAAUCACACACUGCAUCAAGAUGAUAAUCCUGGCAGGGGGCCUGAGUAUGCUCCUUUCACAAAYCUUGCAGUGGAUUCAUUUGUCUGAUUUCACUGGAGGCUUCUGGGCACUGCUYGGGGCUAUGGCUCUGCUACUGCUCCAGAUUCUCAUUGCCACUGUGUUCCUCAACAGGGCCAAGCACACACACAAACACACACACUAGUUUAACUGAGUGCUUUAACUGAGAAGGCCCUGUUCAUUGAGAUUUGACAGUGAAGAAAACGCAAGAGCUAUUGUUAAAAUGAUUUAAAUUAGUUAUCCAAAUACAGCUUUACUCUCUGGCAAGAAUUUGAUCCCUACUCCAAAGGCUCAUGUUGAGCCAGGUUCUGGCAUAUCAUUGUAUGCAGCACUCCUGCAUCAAGCUGGUAGCAGAUAGCAACAGACACAGCAGAGCAUAGCAGCUUCCCAGGUACAACAGCAUGUAACAGUCAUCAGUUUGGGGCACAGCAUCAAGGUGACAGCAUUUCUGGCCUUGUCCCAAAUAGCACUGAAGGUAGAAAAACAAGCAUACAGUGGACACAGUCCUCUGCCCAUAUCUAGUCUAAAUGCAGGCAAGCAGAGAAUCAAACAAGCUUCUUUUCUCRGAGUUGUCCGGAGAAUCUGCUCCUUCUCCACCUCCUGGACUAACUAGAGAUGCCUUCAGGGUAAUUGUGACUUGAGGAGCUGUGGCCUCACAACUGCCAUCACAGCAGUGCCACCCUCAGAGGUGCACCUGUACCUCACCCGCUGGAAUAAUGUCUAGAGUUACUAUGACUUAGCUCAUUAGGGUGAUGGGCCCCACAUGCAACCCCCAGAGCAGCAAAGCACAUGGAAGAGCAGCCUAACAACUCUAUGAACACAGCCCUAAUGGAGGGUUUCCAUGAGAAAACAGAGGAUUUGGGUGCAGAGCUCCAGAUUUGUUCCCACUAAUACUAUGGGGCUGAGCCCAGCACUCCAACAGCCUUUAAGGUUGCUAAUAUCUCAUAAUAGGGUUGCUAAUAUCUCAUA
Molecule: messenger RNA, 1792 nt
Organism: Malurus melanocephalus (red-backed fairy wren)
Lineage: Eukaryota; Metazoa; Chordata; Aves; Passeriformes; Maluridae
Gene: TMEM140
Product: transmembrane protein 140
Exons: 4
Coding region: 387-968 (193 amino acids)
Source: RefSeq, a predicted model, not a curated record